This is a messenger RNA of Prorocentrum cordatum, 501 nucleotides long. The record is from the annotation of a GenBank genome assembly. NCBI's taxonomy places the organism in Eukaryota, Dinophyceae, Prorocentrales, Prorocentraceae.
AUGCCUUGCUUCUCGGCGCAAAGUUUGGCUUACCUUUUCGGCGGUAGCUGUCUUGGAGCUAGCAUGGUAUGGAGCUUGAGCAGCAAGCGCAAGCGAGGUGGCGCAGGCAAGCACAAGCUCAGCAAUGACAAAAAGCGCUUGCAAAGUCGUCGCUUGCCGCCGGAGUUACAAGACUCGUUGGACAUUGUUGUGAACCCUCAGCUGAAGAUGAACUCACGUCGGAUUGGCGAAAUAUUCAAAAAGAUUGUAAAGGACACGCUGGAGCCCAUUCUUCAGGCGAAAACUGGCAUCGCCUUGGAAAUCGAGAGCUGCUUCCUCUGCAGCGCGGACUUUCCCCUGCAAGUCGAUUCCCUGACCGAGUUCCGCGGAGACGGCACCAAGUUCACAGCGGUUCUCGAUGGCCUGACUUUAAACAACGCCGAACUGACGGUUAAAUACGAAACACGGUUGACAGGUAAGAGCACCAUCAGUUUGAAACAAUUAGAACGUUUUGGACGUUAG